UCUUGUACUGAGAAACGCCCCCUUCAUUACAAAACUUAUUUUGUUCAAGGGUUACUGAACAGCAGGAAAGGGCAACUGGGUUGUCAUAACUGGUCAGCAUGCUGAGAACCGUGAACAAAACAAAUUUGAGGCAGUUGACUGGCCUCAUCCAGCGAUUCCAGAGUACGCUGGUCGUCGCAGAGCACAACAAUGACACCCUGACACCCAUUACCCUGAACGCCAUCACAGCUGCCAGCAAACUUGGUGGAGAUGUGUCCUGCUUGAUUGCUGGAACAAAUUGUGCAAAGGUUGCUGAACAAAUUUCCAAAGUCAAGGGUGUGAAUAAAGUGCUGGUAGCUCAGCAUGAUGCGUAUAAAGGAGCAUUACCAGAGGAGUUGACCCCACUCAUCCUGGCAACCCAGAAGCAGUUCAGUUUCACACACAUCUGUGCAGGUGCCUCUGCCUUUGGAAAAAACCUUCUUCCCAGAGUAGCUGCCAAGCUUGAUGUUGCUCCUAUCUCUGACAUCAUUGAGAUCAAGUCCCCAGACACCUUUGUGAGGACCAUCUACGCAGGGAAUGCCCUCAGCACAGUCAAGUGUAAUGAAAGUGUCAAGAUCCUGACGGUCAGAGGAACAUCAUUCGAGCCUGCAGAGAUGGAGGGAGGCAGCGCGGCGUCCGAGGAAGUGUCUCCAUCCUCUCCUGUCGGAGUGUCCGAGUGGCUAGAGCAGAAUCUGACCAAGAGCGACCGCCCAGAGCUCACCAGCGCCAAAGUGGUCGUCUCAGGAGGUAGAGGACUGAAGAGUGGGGACAACUUCAAGCUGCUCUAUGACCUUGCUGACAAACUCAACGCCGCAGUGGGAGCCUCCAGAGCAGCAGUGGAUGCUGGAUAUGUCCCUAACGACAUGCAGGUUGGACAGACCGGAAAGAUCGUGGCCCCGGAGCUGUACAUCGCCGUGGGUAUCUCAGGAGCUAUCCAACAUCUGGCUGGAAUGAAGGACAGCAAGACCAUUGUAGCCAUCAACAAGGACCCAGAGGCUCCCAUUUUCCAGGUGGCUGACUACGGCCUGGUCGCUGAUCUCUUCAAGGUUGUUCCAGAGUUGACUGACGCUCUCAAGUGAUCUGCGCCCAGCUCUGCUGGUUCACUCUCUCUCUCUCUUUUGGGAGAGAGGAAAAGAAGACAAACCUCUAAGAUCUAACUCUAAACAAGCAACAUUUGCCUUAAAUAGCCGCUCUAAUGAAAGGAGUGAAAUUUGCAACCUUCGUGCUGUCGGUCACCGCUCCUUUCUCAAGAUCUACCCACGGCCAGUCAAAACAGCAUAUCAGUACAGCAGCUUUGUUUUAAAGGGAGAUGGGGGAGGAAUAAAGCCUUGGACCUGAUGUGGCUUCUCAUUUGUCUUGCUACAUAUUUUAUAACUUGUAAUUAGAUUGAUGUCGUCAUGGUAAAGACGAGUGUGUAAACUCUUCCCCAAGUCUGAUGUCGUAUUUCUGCCUGCGUCUCUGUUUUAUUUGCCUGGUAACUCAGGUUCGCGUUUUUCUGAUGGCCCUAAGCCCUCUAGAUUGUUUAAUUUAAAAUAAAAAAUAAGUUUUGAAUGUAGUCUUUUAUUAAUAAAGAUUCUAUGAGACGA
Sardina pilchardus (European sardine) is the source of this 1604-nucleotide messenger RNA. It is a transcript of the gene etfa, whose product is annotated as electron transfer flavoprotein subunit alpha. Gene Ontology annotation, biological process: fatty acid beta-oxidation using acyl-CoA dehydrogenase. The record is from RefSeq and is a predicted model, not a curated record. Gene Ontology annotation, cellular component: mitochondrion. Lineage: Eukaryota; Metazoa; Chordata; Actinopteri; Clupeiformes; Clupeidae. Gene Ontology annotation, molecular function: electron transfer activity; flavin adenine dinucleotide binding. The transcript is spliced from 12 exons. The coding region runs from base 99 to 1097 and encodes 332 amino acids.